Molecule: messenger RNA, 2100 nt
Organism: Penicillium canariense
Lineage: Eukaryota; Fungi; Ascomycota; Eurotiomycetes; Eurotiales; Aspergillaceae
Product: pepsin-like aspartic protease
Exons: 7
Coding region: 1-2100 (699 amino acids)
Biological process (GO): proteolysis
Molecular function (GO): aspartic-type endopeptidase activity
Source: RefSeq, a predicted model, not a curated record
AUGAUCAUACAAGACCAACCCUCGGCAUCUCGUCGUGUCAACAAACCAUUGCCUCUCGAUGCGUCCGCGAGGGGCAAUGAUCUUGAGACGCACCGACCAUUGCGUUCUACAUCAGGUCCGAGAACGUGGACAAACGAGGACCUGAGUCCUGAUCGGAAGGUGGAACAGGUUUUUGGCCCAUGCCCAGCCGGUUUUGCGACCCUGGCCGCGUCCGUGCGGUUCAACGUGUCAGGGUCGCCCGUUGCCCCUGGCCUGCCAUUGACAGCGACGAUCGCCAAUGACCCUGGUUCGCAGGGCUUGGACGCGGCAGUGAUGUGGCAGUUCAAGCCUCAUGGCCUGGACCCUCAUGUCCUGCAGGUUCCGGUCGCCACACCAGCCACAUGGAGGUUUGGCGACUCAUCUGGCAAAACGCUCUUCAUCCGCGUUGGUGAUCCCGCCCAGCGAAUAUUUGUAACUGAAGGUAAUGAUGGACCCUGGAGCAGCUUCUAUCUCCGGGUUGGGUCACCGGAGCAGUCCCUUCGCGUGCUUGUCUCGACGGCUUCCCCAGAGUCAAUGGUUGUCUUGUCAGACUACGGGUGCUCUAGUUCAGUGUUUACCAACGCCCCAUCGGACUGUGCAGUUUCCAGGGGAACCUUGUUCAAUCCGAACCAGUCCUCUAGCUGGCAUGAAUUGGGUCUUUUCGGUAUCAACCAGAAUGGGGUUGGUCUCGAGGCCAACCUGGGAUAUUACCAAAGAGCAGACUUCGCUCUAGAUACUCUGAGUAUAGGCCUCACAGGUCCGACGCUUAAGAACCAGACUGUCGCUGGGAUUGCAACUCCUGAGCCUUUUUAUCUUACCGACAGUGGAAUAUUCGGCCUAAACCCUCAACCCGUCAAUUUUACCUCCUUAGGAAACUUCUCUUCGCCUUCGUUCGUCACGACCCUCAAAGAUGAGGGCACCAUUCCGAGUCUCAGCUGGAGCUACACGGCCGGUGCCAAGUACCGCUUAAAACAAGUCUAUGGCCAACUGAUCUUCUCUGGAUAUGAUACAUCUCGAUUCACUGCAAACUCGGUGUCAUUCACCAUGGCCGAUGACAUCACCCGUGACCUGGUUGUCUAUCUUCAGUCCAUCAGCUACAGCGGAUCAAAGACAGCCACGUUACUGUCCGACCCAAUUUUGAUAUUCAUCGACUCGACGGACCCCAACCUCUGGCUGCCCGCGAGUGUCUGUGACGCGUUCGAACAGGCCUUCGGGCUUACGCUCGACAGCGAGAGUGGUCUCUAUUUGGUGAAUGACACUCACAACACCGAACUGCUCAACUCAAAUGCGCAGGUCACCUUUCGACUGUCCGAUGUGGCUUCGGGCGGAGAUGCUGUGGCGAUCACCCUUCCGUAUGAUGCGUUCGCCCUAACUGCACAAGCUCCUCUAGUCAACAACACCAGCUACUAUUUCCCGUUGAAACGCGCAGCCAACUCGACCCAGUAUACUUUGGGUCGAGCUUUCUUGCAAGAAGCAUAUCUCUCGGUCGAUUACGAGCGAGGCGUCUUCAACGUGUCGGCGUGCGCGUGGGAUGAAAGCGCGCAGGAAGACAUCGUCACGAUUCCGUCCCCAGGUUCUACUUCCUCUGCUUGCUCGGGAAAUGCAUGCCCGUCCGGUGGUAGUAGUUCGGACAACUCUUCGCCCCUCAGUCACGGUGCCGUAGCUGGUAUCGCGAUUGCGGCACUGGUCGGAGUCGCCAUUCUCGCGGCAGUCCUCUUCUUUUUCAUCCGCCGUCAACGCCAAAAGACGGCAUACAAAGCGACCCCGCCGGAGCCAGACGCAUCUGUCCUGUCCGGCCCGGUACACAACGCCCCGCCUCCUGAUCCAUCCGACCAGUCUGGUCCGCAGGCAAGAUUUUGGUCUCCAGACGCCAUCUUGAGCAGUGUCGAUGACAGUAAUAACGGCCAGAGUAGUGGCAGUGGUGGGAACCCCGAGCAGAGCGUCGAUGAGCGCGGCUUGGAAUUAGAUGGGGACGGUACACAGAUCCAACCAGUCUAUCAUGAAUUGGCUGGCAGGGAAAUAGAGAAGACAGGGUCAGAGCCAGAGCCGGUGCUGCAGCCGACGCAUACCAUUUACGCAUAA